Messenger RNA from Trypanosoma grayi, 840 nucleotides. RefSeq lists its product as hypothetical. The transcript has a single exon. The coding region runs from base 1 to 840 and encodes 279 amino acids. The record is from RefSeq and is a predicted model, not a curated record. NCBI's taxonomy places the organism in Eukaryota, Euglenozoa, Kinetoplastea, Trypanosomatida, Trypanosomatidae.
AUGAUCACUGAGUGCCUGUCGAUUGUAUUUUGUUGGAGCUCUCUCCUCCUAAGCGACAUACAACUGCCGAACUUCGACCAGAAUAUCAAUCUCAUAAGGGUCAGUAAUCUGUCGUAUCCCAGAGUGCGGAUCGGUGCGACGAGGGGCACGUUCAACUCUUCGCAUUGGUCCUUGGUGACAGCGGAACCGUCUAUUUUCAACUUUUCUGCUUCUGCGGAUGCGCUAUUCAGUACUUACACAGUCUGUGGUGAUAUGCAAAUAAACCCCAGUCAUUUUGCUCUCUCGAAAUCCGUCGACGGGGCUUGCCUCACCAAUGACAAUGUUACCGAAGAAUGUGACUUCAACCCGGAAAUAGGGGAGAUUUUAUUUGACCCAUCAAACUUAUUUCUCCAAAUCAUGGUGCGCCCUCUUAAGGGUAUCAUUAAUAAAGAGGUGAGACGGGUAAUCUGUCAAACUGUGCUGCCCCGUAUCAAAGAGGAACUACGUAAUCAUACAGAGCACCCACCAACACCCCACCCAUUACCUGGAAAAGGUGUCACACAUCUGGAAGAUGUGCCGCUGUUCCGUGCCAUUGUGAACAUGGCUAGAGGGCUUCCACCAGUGCCAUUUGUCGAAAUUGGGGCCUCCUUGCACUCUGGGGCAACGCUGCGCUUAGUUUUGGGAUUUACCAACGGCCUUCAUCUCGCCUCUGACGAUUUGAAGGAGCCCCACUCUAUUUGGAGAAGGGCGAUGACCACACUUAAAUCCCUUCAAAUUGAAAGUAUUGCAGAAGGGUUUCUUGGGGUUAUUGCCAGCUGUCGAAGAUGGUUUCGUGAGCGUGGAUGUUCCACAUCCCUUUAA